AGCGGCGCGAGCAGCUGCCGUUGGGAACCUGAAGCUCGGCUGGCUUGUCCGGACGAAGCCCGGUCGCCCCGCCCCUUCUGUGCAGCAGGUGGGAAGUGCCAAGAGGCAUGUCCACUAAAGGACGGGCAGCUGCCGCCCAACCCCGAGAGAGAAGGCGGUGGAAUGUCCCACCCUCCCGGUUCUCCUGGAGCAGGCAAUGCUGACAUAGGAGGCAUAACCCACAGUGAUCAUAAUGGUCCUCUGCUGAUUAAUGAAGCUUCCUAGAUGUGUUAGUUGCUAUGGGAGAUUGGAGCAGUGUAACAGUGGCAGAUCUGUCUUCAGAUAAUAAUAUUACUUGGUAUACCUCAUCCAGAAAUAUGUCUCCCUCAAGUUUAAGUGUGCCUCAAGUGCAAAACUCAGCACUGCCUCUGUCUAAAAGCAUGCACAGCUUUUUCAGUGUCCUCUGCACAGAAGAGAAUAUUGAACAGAGCCUCUCCUAUCUUAACAAGGAAUUGACCACGCUUGGCUUCCCAUCACUUUAUGCUGAUCCCAGAGGCAAAGAAGUAAGCAUAGUUUCUGUAUUAAACUGUAUGAAUGAGCUACUGCUGAUGCAGCGUAAAACUCUACGUGCUCAGGAAGAAACAGAAACCCAGCAUCUGAAACUGGGCAGCGAUAUGGACCAUCUGCAAAACUGCUACAUUAAAUUAAAGGAGCAGCUGGAAUCCUCUAGAAGAGAAAUUGUUGGACAUCAGGAAAGGGAUAGGCAACUUCAGUGUAAGAACAGGAAUCUUCACCAGUUACUGAAGAAUGAAAAAGACGAGAUUCAGAAGCUACAGAAUAUUGUGGCAAGUCGGGCAUCCCAGUAUAAUCAUGACAUGAAGAGGAAAGAACGAGAAUAUAACAAACUAAAAGAGCGGUUUCAUCAACUCCUGAUGAGUAAAAAGGAUAAAAAAAUAGCUAUCGAUAUUUUAAAUUAUGUCGGCAGAAUUGAUGGCAAGAGAGGUGCCUGGAGAACUGGGAAAACAGAAGCUAAAAAUGAAGAAGAAAUGUUCAAAACUCUCUUAAAUGAGUAUGAACAGCGGCAGAAACAGCUCCUAGUUGAAAAUGCUGAACUGAAAAAGUUACUUCAACAAAUGAAGAAGGAGAUAAUUUCUUUGCUUCCAUCACAGAAGCAGAUGCCUAAAGAGAAGAUUGAAGAUAACACUGGGCCUAUUCUCUCAGACUUGGAGGAAGACUCUGGAGAAGCAAAUAAAGAAGACGUGUGGGAACUUUCUUGUGAAACAGUGCGUGAACAGCUUGCUAAUAGCAUUCGAAAACAGUGGAGAAUGCUGAAAAAUCAUGUUGAAAAUCUGGAUAACCAAGUAUCACAUGUAUAUUCUGGCUCUCUGAAUGACAAAGAUACAGUCUCACGACAUGAGCAUGAACUGGAAGUCGAAGGACUGCAGCUGGAAAUUCAGCAGUGCAAAGAGAUGAUAAAAACUCAACAGCAACUUUUACAGCAGCAGCUAACUGCUCCCUGUGAUGAUGAUACCAAUAUGUUGCUACAGGAUUGUUACUUGCUGGAAGAAAAAGAGAGACUCAAAGAAGAAUGGAAGUUGUUCAAAGAACAAAAGAAGAACUUUGAAAAAGAGCGCAAAAGCUUUACUGAAGCAGCUAUUAGAUUAGGACUGGAGAGAAAAGCAUUUGAGGAAGACCGUGGAGUUUGGCUGAAGCAACAGUUCUUAAAUAUGACUUCUGAUCAAAAUAAGGCUGACCGGAUGAAAGCACAGAAUGCUUUCCUGGGAAGUUCCGAAUCAGAUAAUCCAUUAACAAAUGUCAGGUCGCACCAAAAGAAAUUAAAUCACAUGUCCAGUGUACCCAAAUUUUCAGAUGUUUAUCAAUCAACUCAGCAUAUUCUUGAAAACAGUUUGAGUACUUUUCUGGAUAAAAUACCUGAAGACCAAAAGACCAACCAGAUUAAAAAGGAGCCAUUAAUGCUGCAGAUUAAGGAAGCCAGCCCUGUGGCAGAAGACAGUGGGAACAACAUACAUGGGCCACUAUCAGACCUAUGCACAGACCACAUAAUUAAUUCAUCUUAGCUUUUUGAACAUUCUUGCUCUUUUUGUUAAGCUGUUUCACCCAUAAAUUUUUUGAGUUUCACAAAACAGACUAUUCAUGAGUGGAAUUGAUGGUGAUAGCUGUUAUGCUGUAUGUGUGGCUUUUUAAGAAUCCCUCUCUGCCUCCCAAAAAUCUUCCUUGUAUUUCUGUCCCAUUUAGAAAGAGUGUCUGCCCUUCCCUCAAUAUAAAUAGCAAAUCUUUAUUCAGAUUUAUGUAUAUUCUUAUUACAGAUGAUAUGGUUCUUUAAUUGAAGAAAUGUGUGAUUUUUUUAAAGAAAAAGAAAUGCUUCAGCAUUGGUAUGUUUUCUUGCAAGCAAAAAUAGCACUUUUAGCAGUCAGUUAGUUUAUGAUGAACUGGUCACUUGUAUAUUUCAAGUGUAACUGGCAUUGAAACUCUUCUCUUAACUUGAAUGUAUAGUAUAUUAUAGAGUAACAUGGCAGGUUCUAUAUUUAUUGUAUAAUUUUGGAUUACCUCUUUUCAUAUAUUUUAAACAAAAAGCAGGGCCUUAGCUUUCAAAUGCAUAAGAUAUAAAGCAUUAUGUGAUAAUGCCAUAAAAUAUAUGAAGCCCUACAUUCCCCAAACCAUAGUAUUUUACAUGCCAACUGUUUUUUUGGUUUUUUAAAAAAAAAACAUGCUUAAGGAUUAGGUUUUUUAAAAAAAACAUUUCAGGAAAAGAAAAUUUAAAAAUGAAGAACUACACAAUAUGGACAAAUGUACAUGGGGUGCUUUUUUAGAAGUUCUUUUAUUGUGGGAUCAGAGAUAAGCAUUAUGUCUCUACUUUGUCAAAGUGUUCUCUAACUGGCCUUUGGAAUUCAGCAAUCAGACAAUAUGUAAUGUUCCUGAUGUAAGAAUUGUUGACGUGUCUACUCUUGACGAGCCAAUUUAUAUUUACUAGAGUGGAGAUACGCCAGAUAAUUCAGAAGAUGAUUGCAAUAUUUUUCCACAGCACAAUCUGAAUGUAGAUGAUGCAUGCUUCAACUAAGCAAAUCAGCAGACUUGAACCCCUCUGAAAAUAUCUCAGUUUUUAAAAGGAAAUAAAUGUUACAAUGUGUAUUUCAAA
This is a messenger RNA of Pantherophis guttatus, 3136 nucleotides long. It is a transcript of the gene SSX2IP, whose product is annotated as SSX family member 2 interacting protein. Gene Ontology annotation, cellular component: ciliary basal body; centriolar satellite. Gene Ontology annotation, biological process: intraciliary transport involved in cilium assembly. The record is from RefSeq and is a predicted model, not a curated record. NCBI's taxonomy places the organism in Eukaryota, Metazoa, Chordata, Lepidosauria, Squamata, Colubridae.